This is a messenger RNA of Annulohypoxylon truncatum, 1461 nucleotides long. Its product is annotated as retrograde regulation protein 2. The record is from RefSeq and is a predicted model, not a curated record. Gene Ontology annotation, biological process: pantothenate import across plasma membrane. The transcript is spliced from 7 exons. The coding region runs from base 1 to 1461 and encodes 486 amino acids. NCBI's taxonomy places the organism in Eukaryota, Fungi, Ascomycota, Sordariomycetes, Xylariales, Hypoxylaceae. Gene Ontology annotation, molecular function: pantothenate transmembrane transporter activity. Gene Ontology annotation, cellular component: plasma membrane.
AUGGCUGCUCUUUCGAGGAUAUCGGAAUACUUCCGCGGGGGACCUAUCUCGGCGUUGGAGAAGAAGUUGAUCUUCAAGAUGGAUUUCUUCAUCCUGACGUUCUGCUGUCUAGCAUAUUUCAUGAAUUAUCUAGACCGGGCGAGUGUCUCCCAGGCAUACGUUUCCGGCAUGAAAGAAGAUCUACACUUCGUAGGAGCCCAGCUCACGGAGGUUACCACCUUAUACUCCGUGGGAUAUCUAUUGGGUAUCAUUCCAAACAAUAUGCUUCUCACAUACUUCAAACCGGGAAGGUUCUUUCCAUUCAUGAUCCUCGUCUGGGCUUCUCUCACGAUGAUCAACGCCGCUGCUAAACGACCCCAGCACUUAAUGGCGAUUCGCUUUUUCCAGGGAUACGCAGAGUCUUGCAUCUUUGCAGGAACUCAUUACAUCCUAGGCUCUUGGUACACUGAGAAGGAGCUUGGUAAAAGAAGUGCUCUCUUCACCGCAAGCGGCUUAGCUGGUGGUAUGUUCGGCGGGUUUUUGCAAACCGGAAUUUACAGCUCGAUGAAUGGACUUGCAGGGCUCGAGGGAUGGAGAUGGCUCUAUAUUAUCGACGGAAUAAUCACCAUUCCAGUUGCCAUUUACGGUUACUUUCUUUUCCCCGAUGUCCCCGCCACGACGACCGCUGUCUACUUCAACGAGGAGGAACGACAAUUAGCAAAGGCACGCGUUCCAGUUGUUGAAGGAGCUCGCAUACUGAGCACUGCUUUCAUCAAACAAGUAUUUACGUCAUGGUACUUCUAUGGCUUCUGCUUUCUAUGGAUCCUUGGCAAUUGCUCGGAGUCUCUGGGAAACCAGUCGCUUAUGAAUCUGUAUUUGCAAGAUACCGUCUAUCAGCUUAAUAACUACCCUACUGGUGUACAAGCUGUUGGAAUUGUAAGCACGCUUCUAUGGGCUUUUGGCACGGAUAUCCUUGGAAGAAGAUGGUCUUCUGGAUACUUUGUUUCGAUUACGGCAAUCUGUGUUGGAAUCCUAUUGCUCGUUCCGAAUAUGUCAACCGCAGGACAGUUUGCGGCAUACUACUGGUCCGGCACUAUCUACUGUAUCCAAGCGACUUUCUUCGCAUGGGCGAAUGAUUCUAUGCGACACCAGCCACCGACCCUCCGAGCAGUUAUCAUCGCAUGUAUGAACUUUUCAGGAAAUCUAUUCCAGGCCUGGUGGCCACUUAUAUUCUACAGAGCCAAUGAUGCGCCAAAGUUCACUAAAGGAAUGUGCGCUUUAAUUGGUGUAGGUGCGGCUAUGGGUAUAUGGGUCACAGUAAUGCUGUAUCUGGAACGACAUCAUGCUAAGAAGCACACCGAUAUCAUUGACGCUGUCGAUGCCGCUGAAGCUGGAAGUAGUUGUGAGGCCACUCAUGAGAUCAUCGAUGGGACAGGAGGUCCUGCGGACCUCCUGCUAGGCCUGCUCCACUUAUGCCCCUGA